CCGUCCCUGCCCCGACGCCUGACGCCAGCUCCUCGCCCACUCCCUGCCCAAGCGGGCCAGUGCGAGCUCUUUAAAGGCUGAACGGGUUCCUCCGCAUUCACUCAGCCGGAGCUGUCCCUGCCCUGUCCCUGCCCCGUCCCUGCCCUAUCCCCGCUCCUGCCUUUGCACAACGCGCCCUGCUCAGACACAGCCGGUGUCCCAGAGCUGUCCCGGUGUCCCAGAGCUGUCCCGCUGCUCUCCCGGGGCUGGGGACAGCCGUGCAUGGAGGGGCCGCUGCCCCGGGGCCCUACAGCAGCCGGGGAGCUCCCGCGGCCAGCGCCGCAGGGAUGUCCGAGAGCUCCUCCAGCAAGGAGGGCGCCCCGGCCGAGUGCCCCGUGUGCUACGAGAAGUUCCAGCCCCUGGAGGCCACGCACCGGCGGCUCAGCUGCGGCCACACCUUCUGCCACGACUGCCUGGUGAAGUGCCUGCUGUCGGCCAAGCUGGACGGGCACGUCCAGAGCAGCAUCACCUGCCCCGUGUGCCGCUACGUCACCUUCCUCAGCGAGAAGCGGGCUCUGUGGCCGGCCACCAGCCCCCGGGCGCUGGAGGUGCCCCUGUCGCCAUCCUCCCUGUCGCAGCCGGCCAAAAGCGAGGCCGGCAACACGCUGGUGGUGCCCAGUCACUUCGUGCUGCCGGUGCAGAGCCUGGAGCGCUGCUCGCCGGGGCUGCCGGGGGUGCUGGCACGGGAAGCCCACGUCUUUGUCAUCAGCGAGCACGGCGCGCCGCUGGCGGCCGCGGAGCGCGGCUCCCCGGGCCCCCCCCCCCCCCCCCGCGCGGCCGGCUCGGCGCCGUCCGGCCCGGCCCUGGGGCUGCAGUGCUGCCAGUCCCCCAUGGCCCUGGCCGUCAUGCUCGUCCUGACCCUGGCCAUGCUGGCGGCCGUGCUCCCCUGGCUGCUGCUGGUCAGGAGGGACUUGUAGCAGGGAUGGGAUCAGCUGGGACACCAGAGUGCUGGGACACACUGGAGGGGCUGGAGCCUCUCUCUGAAGCUGCUGGAGGAAGCCCAGAAGCAGCUUUGGGUGAAGCUCUCUCAUCUGGCCGGGGACUGAAGUGCUUGCAGUGCCACUGCUGGCAUUUUCUGUCCCUUUUGGUUAAAACUGCAGCCAAACUCUGCUGGUGCCUUCCUGCAGGGUCUCCGUGGACAGGAUCCUCCUGCACGCUGUGACAGCACCUGCAGGGGCUGAGGGGGCAUUGCUGCCCCUGCCCAGCUCCCUCCCAGCUCUGGGUGGGCUGGGA
Molecule: messenger RNA, 1272 nt
Organism: Ficedula albicollis (Collared flycatcher)
Lineage: Eukaryota; Metazoa; Chordata; Aves; Passeriformes; Muscicapidae
Gene: RNF222
Product: ring finger protein 222
Exons: 3
Coding region: 327-956 (209 amino acids)
Source: RefSeq, a predicted model, not a curated record